Molecule: messenger RNA, 1787 nt
Organism: Pogonomyrmex barbatus (red harvester ant)
Lineage: Eukaryota; Metazoa; Arthropoda; Insecta; Hymenoptera; Formicidae
Gene: ChLD3
Product: Chitin and LDLR binding deacetylase 3
Biological process (GO): carbohydrate metabolic process
Cellular component (GO): extracellular region
Molecular function (GO): protein binding; chitin binding
Source: RefSeq, a predicted model, not a curated record
CGCGCGUGGAACCGCCGUACGAAUCCGCGCGCGAAAGAUCGACAUGUGGUCGAGGCUUCGUUUUAUAUUAAUCACGCUGCUCGCCGUUUCCGAAACAAGGAAAAUGUGGGUCACACGACUCAUACCUCUACGUCGUGAUGUUUUCAGCGAACACUCUGGCGGAGAAAGGAAAAUCCGGAGAAGUUCCUUGUAUAGACGACAACAAGUUCUAUCGUAAUCCGAAUGCACCAUCGCAUAGUGUCUGGUCACCUAUAGAAUGUGCUAAAUAUUUCCUCUGUUUAGACAAUGAAGUGUUCGAAUUCAAGUGUUCGCAAGGACUUCUCUUUGACGUUUCCAGACAGAUUUGUGAUUUUAAGACAAACGUCGAUAACUGCGAUGUAACUUCAGAUACCCAACCAGCAAAGCCGCUACUUAAAAAUGGAGAGUGUGACGAGGAAAGUUUGGCUUGCGGAGAUGGCACAUGUCUUCCAGCUCUAUAUUUCUGCGAUGGAAGCGUCGAUUGUCCUGACGGUUCCGAUGAAGGAUGGUGUGACAUGAGGCAUGAUAUUAAUGCCGCGCCAAUUUGUGACAUGGAAAAAUGUCAAUUACCAAAUUGUUGGUGUUCUAAAGAUGGGACUCAAAUUCCAGGAAAUCUUAGUGCACUCGUCACUCCACAAAUGAUAACAAUCACUUUUGAUGACGCUGUAAAUGAUGAAAAUUUUGAACUCUAUUCAAAAAUUUUUACGGAUAAUAGAAAAAAUCCUAAUGGUUGUCCUAUAAAAGGUACUUUCUAUAUUAGUCAUCAGUAUACGAAUUAUAGAGAUGUACAAUAUUUGUGGAACACUGGUCACGAAAUAGCUGCACAUUCCGUUACACAUCGUGGACCGGAAGAAUGGUGGUCAAAGAAUGCAACAAUUGAAGACUGGUUUGAUGAAAUGGUCGGAAUAGCUAACAUCAUCAAAAAAUAUGCAGCAGUUCAUAUCGGCGAUAUCAAAGGGGUAAGGGCGCCCUUCCUACAAAUCGGAUGGAAUCGUCAAUUUCUAAUGAUGUCUGAAUUUGGUUUCGUUUAUGACUCCUCGAUUAUUGCACCUUUUUCUUAUCCACCUUUUUGGCCCUACACACUUGAUUACAAACUGCCACACUCAUGUGUUCGUGCAGGACAGCUCUGUCCUACCCGUUCUUACCCGAAUAUCUGGGAACUACCUCUAAAUCAACUUUUAGCAAACGAUUACACGUGCAGUACAGUAGAUUCAUGUCCCUCUGAUUUAUCUGACGAAGAGAUAUAUAAAAUAUUGAUGUUGAACUUUAAAAGGCAUUAUCUGACCAAUCGCGCACCUUUCGGCCUACAUGUUCAUGCAUCGUGGUUUCAAAAUCCAAUGUAUUUUUAUGCAUUUAAUAAAUUCAUCGAUGACUUACUUCGCUUGGACGAUGUGUUUUUCAUCACAAGUCAUCAGGUUGUGGAAUGGAUGCGUAAGCCAACACCUCUAAACGAAAUCGAAAAAUUUGUACCGUGGCAAUGCGCAAAGCAGCAUUUUGAACCAUUCGAGGUCGCCUGUGACUUGCCAAAUAAUUGUAAAUUACCUAGUAAAGUGCUUAAAUCAUAUAGGUAUUUACAUACAUGUUUCGAAUGCCCAAAACAAUAUCCAUGGCUAAGAAACGAAUUCGGAAUUGAAUGAAAAUGAUAAAAAUAAUGUAAGAUGUUAUUGCAUGUUAUUUGUACAUCAUCAAGAGUUCACACAGUACCUUAUUUAGAGAGGCAAUUGUGUUAUUUAUUGUAAACAUAAGUAAAAAACAUGUUUAUAAAAAAA